CCUCUCUGGAGCCACCAUGAAGUUCCUCGCCUUCGCAGCCCUCGUGGCCGCCGUCGUCUCGGCAUUCCCUGCCCCUGAGCUCCCCGCCGGCAUCCCUCGCUCCCUCUCCGAGUUCAAGGAGAAACAUCCUUACACAGUCAAGCGCAGCAGCCAUUGUCGGAAGACAGUCUCCAUCCGGGCCUCGCAAAAUGACACUGAUGACGUUGCCGACGACUUCCUCCGCGGUCUCAAACAGGCCAACAACGGCGGAACUCUCUAUCUGCCCAAGGACAAGACCUUUGUCAUUGGCAAGCCGCUCGACCUGACCUUUCUCAACGACGUCCAAGUCCACCUCGAGGGUGAAAUCAAGUUCACAAACGACACGGCCUAUUGGCAGAAGAACGCGUUUGCCCAUCCCUUCCAGAACAGCCUCAUGUUCUGGAAAUGGGGUGGUAAGAACAUCAAGAUCUACGGCAACGGCGUUCUCAAUGGCAACGGUCAGCGGUGGUGGAACGAAUUCGCUGGUUCGGAGAUUCUCGACCCCGGCAACACGUACCUGCGUCCGAUCCUGUUCUAUGCCGAGAACACUACCGGUAUCGAGAUCGAGGGUAUUCACUUUAAGGACUCGCCUUGCUGGACCACCUUCUUUGUCACCUCUAAGCACAUCUCCUUCAAGGACGUGGCCUGCACGGCCGAGUCCAACAACGCCACUGCUCUUCCCAAGAACUCGGACUUCUUUGACUCACUCAAUGUCGAGCACGUUAGCGUUGAGCGUGCUUGGGUUAACAUUGGUGACGACUGCUUCUCUCCCAAAUCUAAUGCUACGGAUUUGUACGUGAACACCAUGUACUGCAAUGGCACUCACGGACAGUCGAUGGGCUCGAUUGGUCAGUAUUCCGGCGAGAAGAGCUUCAUCCGGGAUGUGGUUAUCGAGAACUUGUGGAUGUUGAACGGCCAGCACGGUGCUCGUUUAAAGUCAUGGGCAGGUCCUGACGUCGGCUAUGGCUUCAUUGAUAACGUCACGUUCCGCAACUUUUGGAAUGCCAACAAUGAGUAUAGUGCUUUUCUGGACUCUUGUUACUUUAAUGUCAACGCUACUACCUGUUCUGCGUACCCCUCCCAGGUCAACAUCAGCAACGUCAACUUCGAGAACUUCUCCGGAUACACUUCGGGCAAGUACGGACGUGCUGUUGCUCGCCUGACUUGCAGCCCCAACGCCGUGUGCGAGAACAUCAAGUUCAAGAACUUCAACGUCACUAGCCCCUGCGGUGGUGAGCCAGUUGUCAUUUGCGAUGGCAUCAGCGGUGACCUUGGCGUUCCUUGCGUCAACUCUACCAGCCCGGAGGCGAAAGCCGCGUUGAAGGACAAGUGCUCGACUGCUAUGGCGACACUGCCAAAGCCGACGCCGUGGUUGUAGAGAGUUUGUAUUUAUAUAGGAAAACCUAACGAUUUAAUGACUAUUCCCGCCAUGUAUGGGCCAAUAAUACAACAGAAUGCCGUACCCUCCA
Molecule: messenger RNA, 1487 nt
Organism: Neurospora tetrasperma FGSC 2508
Lineage: Eukaryota; Fungi; Ascomycota; Sordariomycetes; Sordariales; Sordariaceae
Exons: 2
Coding region: 17-1396 (459 amino acids)
Biological process (GO): carbohydrate metabolic process
Molecular function (GO): polygalacturonase activity
Source: RefSeq, a predicted model, not a curated record